Molecule: messenger RNA, 523 nt
Organism: Phytophthora nicotianae INRA-310
Lineage: Eukaryota; Oomycota; Peronosporomycetes; Peronosporales; Peronosporaceae
Exons: 1
Coding region: 17-523 (168 amino acids)
Source: RefSeq, a predicted model, not a curated record
CGUGUCUGGCACAGUAAUGGUGCUCUCUAUCCCUGGAGUAUUAGCGUGUUCGCUAUUCCUUACCUCCGUCCAGGCUCGGACAGUCUCGUUCACGAGCUAUUUCGCCGACGACGCGUGCUCCGGGACGCCCCAGUUCAUCUACGAGGAAGACGUGGAGAGUUGCCAGUUCUCUGACUGCACCACGCUAUCGGUCGACGAGGACGCGAAUUCGACCCGCGUGGACUGCUACGGCAACGACCGGGCCGAGACCGCCGCGCUCUUCGCUGAUGCUGACGCGCCUUACGUUCUACUGGAGCAAUACACGCCAGCCAAUACAUGCGACACCUUCUCCAACGGCCAAGCGUUCUACGCAGACGGACUGUGCAGAGCUCUACCGAACACCUCGACGUAUGGAAGUGCCCUAGCUUCUGUCAACAGGGACUUGUCUGUAAAGUUGCAAUUAUUUAGUGACACCGCGUGUACCAAGAUGGAGAGCAAUUACUGGCGACGUAGAGUGGACGUGUUUUGUGGGGUAUACGAGUGA